Molecule: messenger RNA, 1155 nt
Organism: Drosophila elegans
Lineage: Eukaryota; Metazoa; Arthropoda; Insecta; Diptera; Drosophilidae
Gene: Or33c
Product: odorant receptor 33c
Exons: 2
Coding region: 1-1155 (384 amino acids)
Biological process (GO): detection of chemical stimulus involved in sensory perception of smell; sensory perception of smell
Cellular component (GO): plasma membrane
Molecular function (GO): odorant binding; olfactory receptor activity
Source: RefSeq, a predicted model, not a curated record
AUGGUCAUCAUCGAUAGUGUUCGUUUUUAUCGUCCGUUCUGGUAUUGCAUUCGGGUGCUAGUACCGACAUUCUUCAACGACUCCCGUCGUCCUGUCCAGCUUUAUGUGGCGGUGCUGCAUGUACUGGUCACCUUGUGGUUCCCACUGCAUCUCCUGUUGCAUCUUCUUGGCCAUUUGUCACCGGCGGACCUCAUGAAGAACCUGUCCAUGUCCUUGACCUGUGUGGCCUGCAGCCUGAAGCAUGUGGCCCAUUUGUAUCAUUUGCCGGAGAUCGUGGAGAUCGAAUCCUUGAUCGGACAGUUGGAUACGUUUGUUUCGAGCGAACAGGAACAUCGCUAUUACAAGGCUCAUGUGCACUGUCAUGCCAAACGCUUUACGCAAUGCCUCUACAUAAGUUUUGGCCUGAUUUACGUGGUUUUCCUAUUUGGUUUUUUCGUCCAGGUUAUUAGCGGCAAUUGGCAGCUUAUAUAUCCCGCCUAUUUUCCCUUCGAUAUGGAGAAGAGUCCAUCUCUGGCUGCUGUGGCCCUGGGCUACCAGGCGUUCUGCAUCCUUGUUGAAGGAUUGCAGGGCCUGGGGAAUGACACUUACACUCCGCUGACCUUGUGUCUUCUUGCAGGACACCUGCAUUUGUGGGCCAUUCGCAUGGGUCAGCUGGGAUUCCUGGAGGACGAAACUGCAAGCGACCAUCAGCGGUUACACGAAUACAUUGAACAGCACAAACUGUUGAUGAGAUUCCACCACCUGCUGUCGCGGACCAUCAGCGAAGUCCAGCUGGUGCAGUUGGGCGGCUGCGGGGCCACCCUGUGCAUCAUUGUGUCCUACGUGCUGUUCUUUGUGAGCGACACCAUAUCGCUGGUCUACUACUUGAUCUUCUUCGGCGUGGUCUGCGUGCAGCUCUUUCCCAGCUGCUACUUCGCCAGCGAGGUGGCCGAGGAGGUGGAGCGCCUUUCGUACGCGAUCUUCUCCAGCCGGUGGUACGAUCAGUCGCGGGAUCAUCGAUACGACCUAAUCGUCUUCACCCAACUGACGUUGGGGGGCAGGAGGCGGGUUAUCAAGGCGGGCGGCAUCAUCGAGCUUAAUCUAAAUGCCUUUUUCGCCACUCUGAAAAUGGCCUACUCCCUCUUUGCCGUUGUGGUGCAAAUGAAGGGUAUAUAG